AUGGGACAGAGUGCACCAUCAGCAAGUUUGAAGAUAAUACAAAACUCCAAGGAGUGGCUGAUACAGCAGGUGGGCGCGCUGACAUUCAGAGGGACCUCAGCAGCCUUGAGAAACGGGCAGACAGGAACCUCACGAAGUUCAACAAAGGGAAAUGCCAAGUCAGGCACCAGUACAGGCUGCAGGCUGACCAGCUGGGAAGCAGCUUUGCAGGGAGACCUGGGGGCCUUGGUGGGCAACAAGUUGAACAUAAGCCACCAGUGUGCCCUCACAGCAAAGAAGGCCAACAGCAUCCUGGGCUGCAUUAGAAAGCGUGUCACCGGCAGGUCGAGGCAGACUAAAACUGGUAUUGCAUUGUUGUAUGAUGAAGUAUCUGAAAAUGCCUAUGACAUCCGACUGAAGCUUACAAAAGAGGUAUUAACAAUUCAAAAACAAGAUGUCGUCUGUGUUAGUGGAAGUGAUCACAGUGCAAAUGUUAAUGGUAUUAAUGUAGAAAGUGCUACCCAUGAAGAAGUGAACACCUGCUGGUUCAGUCUUAGAGUAUGUGAGGAAGUGUGCUGCAUAGACACAAGUUUAGAUAACCCACACUUUAUUAAAUGGAAGAUUAUGUGUAAUCUCAUGCCAGUUUGGCUGACAGGUGUUCCAGAGUCACCAUGGGUGAAUACAUUUGGAGAGGAAGCUACAAGAUCUGGGAGUAGUGGGAAAGGAGGUCAAUUUAGUCUAUCUACUGCUUACCAGCCUCACAGCUGGCACUGUGGAGAUGGUUAUGUAGAUGUCGGAUCUUGGUUGCACCAAAUGUCAGUGAUUGCUAAUGGGAUACAGAAUCGUUCCCUCCUCCAGGUCAGCAGCUCACAUCUGUCCCAGGCUCCAUCAUCACCUUCUUCACCCAUAGCUAAUGAACCAAAAUACGAGAAGCGCUGGCUAGACACCUUAUCAGUUCCACUGUCGAUGGCUCACAUCUCGAGGUACAAAGCUGGAACAGAUAAAUUAAGAUCUAAUGCAUUUGAAGUGCUGGCACUCGAUGGAGUUAGUACUGGGAUACUUCAGUUAUAUACAGCCCAGGAGAGUGCUGACUGUCUGAGAGCAAUAUCAACUAACAUCAGUGGUUUGACACUUCAAAAUAUGAAAAUGACAAAUAAAUGCUGUUCUCCCUCAGACCAGGUCAUACAUAUGGGAUGGGUAAAUGAGAAACUUGCAGGAACUCAUUCAUCUCAGCUCUACAAAUUCAAGUUUCUGGCACUGAAGGGUUCAUCCUUCUACAUUUUCAGCACUCCACCGGUAAGCACACUAGACUGGGUACGAGCUGAAAAAAUCUAUAACCUCUGUGAGGUUCUGUUUAAAAUUCACAAGAUGAAGAGUCACAUACUGAAACAUGUCUUUCAGCUCUGGCUUGCUGAUGAUUGCUGGCUACAAGCAAACUUGUAUUUAGGUAUUCAUCAAGACUAUGAUCUUGAAGACCAGAGGCCAUAUUGUUUCAGUGUUAUGGUUGGACAUGGCAAGAGUCAUUAUUUCAAUGUAGAGCUUGGCAGUGAGUUGGCAGUGUGGGAGAAAUCUUUUCAAAGAGCAAUUUUCUUGGAAGUUCAAAGAACAGGGGUAAGUAAUGAAUAAUUUGAAUCCUGGAGCCAUUUCAUCAGUAAAAUAUUCUGUAACAAAUUUUAGCAAAGUUACUGCAUAUGUUUAAUAAUUGUUUCAGAUUAAUAUGCACUGUGAGUAAAGAUCUGAGUAUACUUUAAUACACCAAAGGCUUCUGAAAGCUUCAUCAUCACAUAAAUAUUUAUCUGUCUAUGACUGUGUGAUAACACUGUAUGAGUAUAUUAUGACAGUUUGAAAAUUAGAAGUAGUAAUGUAUAAAUUUACUUUGAUUACAAUAAACUGGAAAUUGAUACAUUCUGC
This is a messenger RNA of Dromaius novaehollandiae (emu), 1890 nucleotides long. Its product is annotated as gamma-2-syntrophin-like. Gene Ontology annotation, molecular function: structural molecule activity. The transcript has 11 exons. The coding region runs from base 1 to 1605 and encodes 534 amino acids. Gene Ontology annotation, cellular component: intracellular anatomical structure; dystrophin-associated glycoprotein complex. NCBI's taxonomy places the organism in Eukaryota, Metazoa, Chordata, Aves, Casuariiformes, Dromaiidae. The record is from RefSeq and is a predicted model, not a curated record.